Molecule: messenger RNA, 714 nt
Organism: Chanos chanos (milkfish)
Lineage: Eukaryota; Metazoa; Chordata; Actinopteri; Gonorynchiformes; Chanidae
Product: peroxiredoxin-2-like
Exons: 7
Coding region: 1-714 (237 amino acids)
Biological process (GO): cellular response to stress; hydrogen peroxide catabolic process; cell redox homeostasis
Cellular component (GO): endoplasmic reticulum; cytosol
Molecular function (GO): thioredoxin peroxidase activity
Source: RefSeq, a predicted model, not a curated record
AUGAACUCCCACCUGUUGAAACAGCUGUUCUGUUCACAGCCUCACAGUGGUGCGGACUUGACGGGCAAGUGCGAAGAGCCGGAGUCUGUGAGUUCUGAGGCCAGACGCAAAGAAUGUUCUGACGGACCAGUGCGUAGGCUCGCGCCAACUCAUUCAUCAAUCGCCAGAAUCUCAAAGCCAGCGCCUAACUGGGGAAGCACUGCAGUAAUCAACGGUCAAGUUACAACACUCAGGCUGUCAGAUUUCAGGGGCAAAUACCUUGUCCUCCUCUUCUAUCCGUCAGACUUCACGUUUGUCUGUCCGACGGAGAUAAUAGCGUUCAGCGACCGCAUCGAGGAAUUCCACUCCAUUAACGCUGAGGUGGUGGCCUGUUCAGUGGACUCCCACUUCACACACCUGGCCUGGAUCAACACGCCCAGGAAACUGGGAGGGCUGGGACCAGUAAGAAUAGCUCUGUUGUCAGACCCUACUCAUCAGAUCUCUAAAAACUACGGUGUCCUUCUGGAUGAUCAGGGACUCUCUCUCAGAGGUCUGUUCAUCACGGACGAGCAGGGCGUCCUCCGGCAGGUCACGGUAAACGACCUCCCCGUUGGCCGCUCGGUGGACGAGACGCUUAGACUGGUCCAGGCCCUGCAGCAGGCUGACAAACAUGGGGAAGUGUGUCCUGCAGACUGGAAACCAGGCAGUGACACGGUGAGUGAGAGCUCAACUUAA